AUGGCAUCAAUGUGGGUGAUGUUGAUGGGUCGGAAGAGGUACGACUCCCAGUGGAAGGAGGUGAGGAUCAUCAAUGGCUAUGCCGUCCUCGUCGUGUAUGUCUUCGACGCCAUCAGAGGGGUCGGCUACCUGGUGGUCAUGUGGGCCACAGUGGUGCUCCUCGGCGGCUUCGUCUCCAUGAUCGACAAGGUGGAUUUCGGGCGGCUCACGCUGAUUACCCUCAUAGAGCUGCUCUGGAUAAACGCCUCUUUCCUUGAAAGGAUAAGAUCUGCUGCUGACCUAUUGUCGAGCUUCAAGGCGGCGAAAAACCUGCUGACACGCAGCUGGCAGCUUGGCAAUAACGCGCGCAACCAUCACCAGGAGCCGCGAGGCAUCAAACGAGAUGCGCUGGCGCUACUUGUGGCGGCGAGAUGGGCACUGGCGCUGGUUCACAGUGUGGUGUUGAGCUUCUGCAUUGCCUCUGUGAUGUGUCCCUUGUUGUUUGGACUGUUGAUCACCACCUUGAUUUCGAUACUCGGUCUAAUUAGAGAUGACCAUUACGGCGACACGGGGGAGGGCAGAGUAAACAUGGACCCGGCACACAAUAUCCUGUAUGUCCUGUGUCUAGCCCAAGGUGCCUUGUUCAUGUAUAGAAUCGCCCUGUUCCUCUCGAGGGAGAGGAUAGUGAAGAAAGUGAGCCGAGCAUAUGGCUUCCAAGAUGAUGGCCAUGCAGUUUCGUGCUACUUGGAUGAGAUCAGGAAAGGAUACUCCAAGAAGAUAUCAUCCGCCGGAGAACGAAACCUCAUCACAUAUGCGAUAGAGCUAAUGGAGUCCAAGUCGCCCCGUAGCUGCCUUUCCGGGGUGCUGAUACUGGACAGACUACUCACCCGGAAGCAUCCAGAUGAGAUCAAAGCUCCUGAUUUGCCAAAACAGCAUGAACCAUCAGAUUUAUCGGAAAUGGCUGGAGCUCCUUUGGUUGAAAAGGUUAUGAAGAAUAAGAAGCAGAGGAAAAAGAAGAGGGAGGAGAUAAGGGAGAAGAGGGGUGAGUGGAGAAAGAAGAGGCAGCAGAAUCAGCAAACAGUGGAGGAGAUCAUCGUGGUGCAGCGCAGGAUGAUAAGGCGGCUCAUCGCAUAUGCUGGAUUCGUGGCGCCCAUUUGA
Aegilops tauschii subsp. strangulata is the source of this 1137-nucleotide messenger RNA. NCBI's taxonomy places the organism in Eukaryota, Viridiplantae, Streptophyta, Magnoliopsida, Poales, Poaceae. The record is from RefSeq and is a predicted model, not a curated record.